AUGGCUAACUUUGGAAGAAGGACUUGGGAUAGAGAGGAGUAUGCUAAACUUGCAAAAGAAUCAAGACCCUUAUCUCAUCUUGAGGAUCUUUCGGAAGCGCAAUUUCAGCAAUUGAAACUGAAAUAUACUAAUUAUGAGAAACUUCUACAGGAAUCUACGGCAGAUGCAGAUAAAAGGAUAAUCACUUCAGCCCUGACAUCAUAUAAGAGGGGUAAACAGUUUGGUUUUUACUGUGAACUAUGUAAUUUGACUUUUAAGGACACUCUGCAAUACAUUGAUCAUCUCAACCAUAAAGUGCAUGAAAUAAAAUUUGAACAGGUAUUUGACGAAAAACUUGUCAUUGACACCCGAGAUAAUGAGCAUGUUCCAAUAUCGGAGUUUGUGAACGAAUAUAAGUCUCAGGUUGCUGCAUUUGCCAAGAAUAAUGGCAGCUUUAAAGCAACUAAUAGGAAGCCAAAGAAGUAUAUAAAAGUUGAUGUGAAGAAAAAGGAAAAGGAUAAUGAAACGACAGAUGAAGUCAGCGAUGCUAUGGGCUUUAAAUCUUUUGGGAGUACAAAACGGAAAUGA
This is a messenger RNA of Eremothecium sinecaudum, 567 nucleotides long. It is a transcript of the gene SNU23, whose product is annotated as U4/U6-U5 snRNP complex subunit SNU23. Lineage: Eukaryota; Fungi; Ascomycota; Saccharomycetes; Saccharomycetales; Saccharomycetaceae. Bases 1 to 567 code for a protein of 188 amino acids. The transcript has a single exon. Gene Ontology annotation, biological process: mRNA splicing, via spliceosome. The record is from RefSeq and is a predicted model, not a curated record. Gene Ontology annotation, cellular component: spliceosomal complex; U4/U6 x U5 tri-snRNP complex.